AUGAAAGCUGAGGAUACUCUCAGUAACUCUGGAACUGCGGCUUCUUUGCCUCCUGUAACGAGUGGAACCUCCACUCUGAAAGCAGCAAAUGGUCCUUCUGAUAAUGCACAAACUACUAAUGAUAAAAAUAACUCCAAAAAUCAAGUGGGUAAGGGAGAUUCAACGAUGGGAAAUCAGGCUAAUUAUGAUGGUGGUCUGACCCCUUUGAAGGGUGAUGAUAAUAAUGAUGACAACAAAAAAAGAAGCAGUAGUCGGAAACUUCUCACCCAUUCCAGUACACCUGAUAUUUUACACUCGAAAAAAAAAUCAGGGUCGGGUCACACUGGUAGCAAUAAUGCGUGUCCUUCUCCUUUCCCUGUUGGAAAAGGCCGUUCAAACAUGCAUAGAGGAGGGAAUAACUACUGGAGGAUACCGUUAAAAAGGCGGAGUAUUGGACAUGGAACAGUAGGUCUCUAUCAGAACCAGACAAAUGACCCUGAUGUACCGGAAGGAGCAAAGGCGUGUAUUAAUGGAACCUUAGUAGUGGGAAACACAUUACAUGUGAAUAAAGUACGAGAUUAUAUGCAAUGGCGAGAGAAGCAUAGUGCAUUGUUUUCUACAAUGAGAGAACAAGAUGAAAAAGAACGUGUGGAAUCACGCAGACGACGCCUUGUUGAAGCAGAAAGGCAGCGAGAGUUGGAGGAGGGAGAGUAUGCGGCUGCUGUAACGCGGAUGCGACACCGUGGGUGGUCUAUUCUAGGUGAUACCCCUCGACCUGUAGAUCAUGCGCGUUUGAUGCAAAUACAGGCCCAGCGUGAGGCUGUCCGUGCGGAAUGUGAAGGGGUAGCUAUUCGAAAGAUGAUGGAGGCGACGAAGCUGCGUGAAAAUAUUGCUCAAGAUCUGGCCUUACAAAAAGAAACGCGAGAGAAGGAGCAGCAACUUGUGCGUGAUGCGGCUCGAGCGGAGCGGGAGCAGUGGUCUGCCUUCCGUGAACACCGUGAAGCCGAACUUCGUGAACGGGCGGGGGCGAUGCGGGCGGAGCGGGAUGCGGCGCGGGAGUACAAUCGUGCCUGUCUCACUCUCGAUGCUGCCACCUGGCGCCAGUACGUCACAUCCGCGCGGGACCGUGUGCAGGCGCGAUCGGCGACCCCCGACUCCUCCCACUCGCCGAGGGACUGGCGCUGCACAUUCCGCUCCCCGCUGCGGGUGCCGCAGAACGCCGCGGACGAGGCGGUGCGACGGGCGUGGACGGCGGAGCUCCUCGACUUGCGGCGGGCAGUCGCGGCGGCGUCGGUGGCUCGUGUGCGGCGCGAGCGGGCGGCAGCGGCGGCGGAGGGCGGGGCGGGCGGCGCGGCGUAUCGCGAGAACUGCGCGCGGGCGGAGGCGCUGCGGGUGGAGCGGGCGGCCCUGCAGGCGCGGCGGGAGGCGCAGGCGGCGGAGGAGGCGCGGGAACACCGGGCGCUCGCGGAGGCCCUCGCGGACGGGCGGCGGCGGCGGGUGGCGACACUCGAGGCGCUGCGGGCCAAACGGUGGGAGGCGGCGGAGGCGCAGCGGCAGAACAGAAGUCCAACGCGGCGAGGGAGAGAGAGCCCAGAGUUGGAAAGCCCACUUCAGGAGUUGUAG
Trypanosoma theileri is the source of this 1602-nucleotide messenger RNA. RefSeq lists its product as uncharacterized. The record is from RefSeq and is a predicted model, not a curated record. Bases 1 to 1602 code for a protein of 533 amino acids. Lineage: Eukaryota; Euglenozoa; Kinetoplastea; Trypanosomatida; Trypanosomatidae. The transcript has a single exon.